GUGCCCUCCUGUGACCUUUGAGGACCCUCCUGUGACCUUUGAGGACCUUUGGGGACCCUCCUGUGACCUUUGGGGACCUUUGGGGCCCCUCCUGUGACCUUUGGGGCCCCUCCUGUGACCUUUGGGGACCCUCCUGUGACCUUUGAGGACCCUGCGCUGGCCCCGCCCCUUUUGCACGCGCAGGGGGCGUGCCCACGCAUCUCAUUAACCGCGAGGCCACGCCCCCCGCGCGCGCGCGGCUGAGGGCGGGAAAGCCGCUGACUGAGGGCGAGCCGCGCUCUGAUUGGCUGAGCCGCGGCGGCGGGAACGGCGCUGAGGGGAUGUCUGCUCCCAUUGGCUGAGCCUCUCGCGCCCACGGCGGUGGGCGGGAAGAGCGCUGAGGGAAGCUGCGCUGUGAUUGGCCGAGCCUCCGCGGCGGCAACGAAGCCGCGCGGUGAUUGGCUGAGCGCGGCCGUGGCGCGCAGCUGAUUGGCUGGGCGGCGGCGGCGGGCCUCGCCGGUCAUGGCGGCGGCGCUGGAGCGGGCGCUGGGCCCGGCGGCGGCGGCGGGGAGCGGCUCCGGGGCGGCGCUGCCGCCGCUGCCGGUGCUGCUGACGGGCCCGGCGGGCUCGGGCCGCACCUCGCUGCUGCUGCGGGCGGCGCUGGCGGGCGGCGCGGACGGGCCCCGCGCGCUGUUCCUGGCGCCCAGCGCCGUCCCGCGGCUCCCGGGAGGCCCCGGCGGGACCGGCACCGACCCGCGGGCGCUGCAGCGCCUGGAGCUGCGCUACCCCCGCACGCGUCUGUCCCUGUGCCGUGAGCUGCUGUCCCUGUCCCUGUCCCUGUCAUUGUCCCCAUCACUGUCCCCACCCCCUGUGGUGCUGCUGGACGGGCUGGAGCGGUACCUGUGCCCCCUGUCCCCAAGUGCCACCGCGCGCCUGGCCGCGCUGCUGCUGGAGCUGUCGCUGUCCCCGUCUGUCCCCUCCCGUCCCCAGCUGGUGGCCUCGCUGCGAUUGCCACCCCCGGGCGGCGCGGUGACACUGGGGACACUGCUGCGCUUCUUCCCGGCGCGGUGCCACCUCCGCGGGGACACGCGGGGACGGGGACGGGGACACGUGUGGGUGACAAUGCGCUGCCCCGGGACGCCGCCGCGGAGGUGGCGGGCGCUGAAGAGCCCCUCGAACUCCCGCUCGGGGCCCGGAACCGGCGGCCACAGCUUGGCCCGGAGAGUCCUGGGGGACCCCAAAAUCAUCUCACAGGGCCCGCUGACCGUUUUUGGGGGUCCCCCCGGGGGGCUGAGGCUGAGCUGGAAGAUGAGGCUGGAGUGCAGGUGUGCCCAGGUACCCCCAGAGCCGCUCCCGCAGAGCCGCCGCCUCAGCCCUGAGCCGGGACAGGGACAGAGACACCGACACGGACAGCCGGGACAGGUUCCGGUAGAGCCGUUCCAUCCUCUGCGCCUCCUCCCCCCGCAGCCGCAGCCGCCCCAGAGAGCCCCGGAGAGCCCUGAGCUGGAUGGCGGCCGCCGAGGGUACAGCCGGAAGUUCCGCCUGAUGUCAUUUCCGGUUCCGCCGUGUGGGGCCGGAGGCGCGCGCGGGAGGCCCGAACCGUUUCCCCGCCCGGCCAUGCUGCCCCCGCCCCCUCUGCUGCUGCUGCUGCCGCUGGUGGUGACCGGGACCCCCGAGGUGACGGUGACACGGCCCCGGGGGGUGGCCCUGAGCCAGUUGCCGUUCUACGACCCCUCGGGGCCGUUCCGCUGCCUGGACGGUUCCGGAUCCGUCGCCUUCGCCUGGGUCAACGACGACUACUGCGACUGCCAGGACGGCUCUGACGAGCCAGGGACCCCCGCCUGCCCCAACGGGCGCUUCCACUGCACCAACGCCGGACACCGACCCCGGAGCGUCCCCGCGGCGCACGUCAACGACGGGGUCUGCGAUUGCUGCGACGGCACCGACGAGUGGGGGAGCGGCGCCUGCGAGAACACCUGCAGGGAACGGGGCCGUCAGGAGCGGGAGGAGCGGCUCCGCUCGGCCGCCCGCGCCAGAGAAGGUUUCGCUCUCCGGCAGCGCCUCGUGCAGGAGGCGGCCGAGGCCAAGAGGGAAAAAGAGAGCCGGCUGGGGGCGCUGCAGGCCGCGCGCCGGGAGCUGCAGGCCCGGCUGGGGCCGCUCCGCGCGGCCAAAGAAGCGGCCGAGGGACCCGAGCGGGAGGCGCGGGAGCGGCACCGGCCCCGAGAACCGACCCAGGACGAGGCCGGAGCGGCCGAAGCCUUCGCGGAACUCGACGGGGACGGGGACGGACGGCUGACGCUGGAGGAGCUCCGAGCCCACCCUGAGCUGGACGGGGCCGAGAUUGAGGCUGCCCUGGGCUCGGGGGGUUGGGCGGAUUCCGGAACGUUCCGGGAGCGGCUCUGGGGCCUCGUCCGGGAGCGGCUGCGGCCACAGGCCCCCCCCGAGCCCCCCCAACCCCCCCCCGAGCCCCCCCAGAGCCCCCCCGAGGAGGAGGAGGAGGAGGAAGAGCCCGAGGAGGAGGAGGAGGAGGAGGAGGAGGACGAGGAAGGCCCUGAGCAGGUGCCCCCGGUGCCCCCCCAGGAGGGGGAGGGGCCCCCCCAGGAGGAGCCGAAGUUCGACGAAGCCACUCAGGCCCUGAUCGAUGCCGCCCAACGCGCUCGGGACGAUUUGGCCGCGGCCGAGCGGGAGCUGAAGGAGGCCGAGGAUGGGAUCAGGGCCCUGGAGACGGAAUUGGGGAUGGAUUUCGGGCCCGAGGGGGAAUUCUCGUACCUGUACAACCAGUGCUGGGAGCUGAGCACCAGCGAGUACCUGUACCGCCUCUGCCCCUUCCAGCGCGUCACCCAAAGACCCAAAAACGGCGGCGCCGAGACCAGCCUGGGGCUCUGGGGCUCCUGGGCGGGGCCCGAAGGUGACAAAUUCGGGGCUCAGAAGUACGAGGGGGGCACGGGCUGCUGGCAGGGCCCCGCCCGCGCCACCACGGUGUCCCUGAGGUGCGGCGCAGGGACGGCGCUGCGGGCGGCGCUGGAGCCGAGUCGCUGCGAGUACCUGCUGGAGCUGGAGACGCCCGCGGCGUGCCGGGAGCUGCCGGCGGGGCACGAGGAGCACGACGAGCUCUGACCCAAAACCGCCCGAAUUCACCCCAAAAACAGCCCCAAAAUAUCCACAAAAUGUCCCCAAAAUAUCCCCAAAAUAUCCUGAAAUUAUCCCCGAAAUAAACCCCAAAAUGUCCCAAAUUAUCCCCAAAAACGCUGCCGGGAGCUGCCGGCGGGGCACGAGGAGCACGACGAGCUCUGACCCAAAACUGCCCGAAUUUACCCCAAAAAUAUACCCAAAAUAUCCCCAAAAAUAUCCCCAAAACAUCCC
Messenger RNA from Taeniopygia guttata (zebra finch), 3342 nucleotides. Lineage: Eukaryota; Metazoa; Chordata; Aves; Passeriformes; Estrildidae. The record is from RefSeq and is a predicted model, not a curated record.